Oreochromis niloticus (Nile tilapia) is the source of this 1891-nucleotide messenger RNA. Its product is annotated as tripartite motif-containing protein 16. The transcript is spliced from 2 exons. NCBI's taxonomy places the organism in Eukaryota, Metazoa, Chordata, Actinopteri, Cichliformes, Cichlidae. Gene Ontology annotation, molecular function: zinc ion binding. The record is from RefSeq and is a predicted model, not a curated record. Bases 499 to 1743 code for a protein of 414 amino acids.
UCUGUGCUUAAAUAUUAUUGUUUUUGAAUCUUAUGUCAUUUGUCUGGUGUGAUGUUAUGUAACUUUGAACUUAAAAUCUUAUAAAUAAACAUUUAAAAAAAAAAAAAAAAUCUUUAACUCAUGAUGCAAUUAAAUUGGUGCAGUUCAGUCACAGAUAAGCUGCUAAGUUGCUAAGCUUAUUGCGCUCUUACUCUCAAACUCUCACUCUUGAAAUAUUUCACCUCAGACAAACUUUGAUCUUUGUUUGAUGAGGAAGGAAUUAGCCCCUCCCCCCUCCUUCCUGGUAUAUAGAAAAGUCACUCCCAUUAAGUUUUGGUGUUUCCUGUUCCUGUUCUGUUCACAGAUCUGCAAGUUUACAGAUUAGUGUAACCAACAUGCUGUGCUGUGACACGCCAGUCACUGCAUGUUAGCAGCUGAAAUGAAAUAACUGCAGCUCAGCAGUGUUUUUCUUGUAAGACAAAAGUGAAACUAUUUCACAAUCACAUUCUCAGAGGUAAAAUGGCGCAGCGAGGAAUCCAGAUGAACCAGGACAAGCUCUGCUGUUCGAUCUGUUUGGAUCUCCUGAAGGAUCCAGUGACUAUUCCCUGUGGACACAACUACUGUAUGAACUGUAUUCAAAUCCACUGGGAUGAAGAGAAAACACACAGCUGUCCUCAGUGCAGACAGAUCUUCACACAGAGGCCUGCUCUGGGGAAAAACACCAUGUUAGCAGAGUUGUUGGAAGAGCUGGAAAAGACUGGACUCCAGGCUGCUUCUGCUGAUCACUGCUAUGCUGAACCUGAAGAUGUGACCUGUGAUGUCUGCACUGGGAGAAAGAUGAAAGCUGUCAAGUCCUGUCUGCAGUGUCUGGUCUCUUACUGUGAGCAACACCUUCAGCCUCACCAUGAAUCCCCUGCAUUUGAAAAACACAAGCUGGUUAAUCCAUCCAAAACGCUCAAAGAAAAUAUCUGUUCUCAUCAUGACGAGGUUAUGAAGAUUUUCUGCCGCACUGAUCAGCAGUGUAUCUGUUAUCUGUGCUCCAUGGAUGAACAUAAAGGUCACGACACAGUUUCAGCAGCAGCAGAAAGGAAAGAGAAACAGAGAGAACUUGGGGUGAGUCAGCAAAACAUCCAGCAGAGAAUUAAAGAAAAAGAGAAAGGCGUGAAGGUGCUUCAGCAGGAGGUGGAGGCAAUCAAUCAGUCUGCUGAUAAAGCUCUGAAGGACAGUGAAAAGAUCUUCACUGAUCUUAUCCAGCUCAUUUGGAAAAGAAGUUCUGAUGUGAAGCAGCAGAUCAGAUCAAAGCAGGAAAAAGAGGUGAGUCGAGUCAGAGAGCUUCAGGAGAAGCUGCAGCAGGAGCUCACUGAACUGAGGAGGAAAGGGACAGAGCUGGAAAAGCUGUCAUGCACACAAGAUCACGUCCACUUCCUACACAGUUACCCUCUUCUGUCAUCUCUAAGUGAAUCCACAAACUUGCCCAAUAUCCAUAUCCGCUCACUGUGUUACUUUGAUGAAGUAACAGCAGCUGUAUCAGAGCUCAGAAAGAAACUCGAGAAUAUUAUUAAACUCGAGUGGACCAAGAUCACACUUAAAGUGACCAAUGUGGAUUUUUUACUCCAACCGGAGCCAGAGCCCAAGACCAGAGCUGAAUUCUUGCAGUAUUCACAUCAAAUCACACUGGAUCUAAACACUGCCCACCCACAGCUGAUAUUAUCUGAAGGCAACAGAAAAGCUAGAUUGACAAUAAAAAAAACAGCUGUAUCCUGAUCAUCCAGACAGAUUCACUCAAGGACAGCAGGUUCUGAGCAGAGAGAGCCUGACUGGACAUUGCUACUGGGAGGUGGAGAUGGGACCAGCUAGUGCUACAGUUGCAGUCACAUACAAGGACAUUAGAAGAACAGGAGAUGAAAGUGAA